Colletotrichum lupini is the source of this 1287-nucleotide messenger RNA. RefSeq lists its product as uncharacterized. The record is from RefSeq and is a predicted model, not a curated record. The transcript is spliced from 6 exons. NCBI's taxonomy places the organism in Eukaryota, Fungi, Ascomycota, Sordariomycetes, Glomerellales, Glomerellaceae. Gene Ontology annotation, cellular component: cytoplasm; nucleus. Gene Ontology annotation, molecular function: cyclin-dependent protein serine/threonine kinase activity; ATP binding. Gene Ontology annotation, biological process: protein phosphorylation. Bases 1 to 1287 code for a protein of 428 amino acids.
AUGGAGACUGCCACGGGAAGCAGCUGGUCGGUCACCACUCACCAGUCCCUUGCCCAUGCCGAACCUGAGCAAAAACUAGGAAGUAAGUGGUGGGGUCCCGGUCUCCUCUUCACGUCUCCGCAAGUUAUCCGCACUGCACUAUUGCUUGAUCAUACCAUUAGCUGUCGACCACAACGCAAGCCAUCCAUCCCAACCAUCCCGCAUACAGAGUUUUCAGGCAACUUUACUCGUCUCAGCCUCGUCGACGACUGCCUCUACGAUCCCAAGCCGAGCCUAAGAAUCUUGUUUGUUGAUUCCGUCGACACGCUCCAUUCAGCAGACAUGGACGGCAAGAGACACCCAAGCUCGUUCCAGCAGCUUGAGAAGCUUGGCGAGGGCACCUAUGCUACCGUGUUCAAAGGUCGUAACCGGCAGACUGGAGAGCUUGUCGCUCUCAAAGAAAUCCACUUGGACUCGGAAGAAGGCACCCCCUCGACGGCGAUAAGAGAGAUCUCGCUCAUGAAGGAGCUGAAGCACGAGAACAUUGUCGCCCUCCACGAUGUGAUCCACACCGAGAAUAAGCUGAUGUUGGUGUUUGAAUACAUGGAUGGAGAUCUUAAGAAAUACAUGGACACCCAUGGCGAUAGAGGCGCCCUCAAGCCUCACCAGAUCAAGUCGUUCAUGUAUCAACUGCUGAGAGGCAUCGACUUCUGCCACCAGAACAGAGUUUUACAUCGAGACCUGAAGCCUCAGAAUCUCCUAAUUAACGGCAAGGGACAGCUGAAGCUUGGCGAUUUCGGCCUUGCUCGUGCCUUCGGCAUUCCCGUCAACACGUUCUCGAACGAGGUGGUCACGUUGUGGUAUCGCGCACCAGAUGUCCUUUUGGGCAGCAGAACGUACAACACCAGCAUUGACAUCUGGUCUGCGGGAUGUAUCAUGGCGGAAAUGUACACCGGCAGACCACUGUUCCCUGGCACAACAAACGAGGACCAGAUUAUUCGUAUCUUCCGCAUCAUGGGAACCCCAACCGAACGAACCUGGACUGGCAUUACGCAAUUCCCCGAGUACAAACCCACUUUCCAGAUGUACGCCACUCAAGACCUUCGUCAGAUUCUUCCUCAGAUCGAUCCUACUGGCAUCGAAUUGCUCCAACGAAUGCUGCAGCUACGCCCCGAACUUCGCAUCAGUGCUCACGAAGCCCUCAAGCACCCCUGGUUCAACGAUAUCGUCAUGCAACAGCAUCAGCAGCAAGCUUUGCAAGCACAAGCUAGAGCCUACCCGGGACAAGGGUCUUACGAAAAUUACUGA